AUGGACGAACGAGUCAAGAACGUCGCCGCCGAAGAGGCGCGGCAAUUCCGUGCCAUGACCACAGAUGCGGUCAAAUCACGAGCCUAUCUGUACCCUAUCAAGGGCGUCAUCCACUUCGUCUCACACAAAGACCUGUGGAAACCGCUCUUGUCCAAGUUGGCGCCAACGAUCAGCACCGGCGUGGUGGUGACGCUCGCCUGCUUCGCCGCCCUGUAUCUCCCGCAGGCUGCGGUCAUGGCAUUCACAUCCGGUCCUGUUGCUGCUGUCUCGGCUGCCGUUCUCACCCUGUCCGAAAGCUCUACCAUCACGAACCUCAUCUCUCGCACCUUUUUCAUCGAGGAAGCCCUGAUCGAUACGUUUGAUGGCACGCUGUUGUCCAAAGGGUGCAACAAUUUGGUGGAGGAGGGAAGACAGGUCAAGACUGGUGGAGACAAUAUUCAGCGUCUGGGAAAGCUGAUUAAGAAACCGUUCGCAAAGUUUACGCCUAACGCCCUCAUUCGUUAUUUGUUGUAUCUGCCAUUGAACUUCAUUCCUAUCGUUGGUACAGCGAUAUUCAUUGUGCUGCAAGGGAAGCGCAAUGGUCCGCAGACGCAUCAGAGGUAUUUCCAGCUCAAAGAAUGGAACAAGCGCCAGAGAGAGGUGUUCGUGGAAGAACAUCGAGGUGGAUACACUGCAUUCGGUGUGACGGCUUUCUUGCUCGAGAUGAUUCCUUUCGCCAAUCUCAUCUUCGCCUUUACCAACACCGUUGGAGCAGCGCUAUGGGCAGCAGAUCUGGAAAAGACGGCUACCACGGCCCCCCGCCUACGCGAACAGGCGAUGCGGGCUGAAUGA
Messenger RNA from Cyphellophora europaea CBS 101466, 831 nucleotides. RefSeq lists its product as uncharacterized. The record is from RefSeq and is a predicted model, not a curated record. Gene Ontology annotation, cellular component: lipid droplet; ascospore wall; prospore membrane. Lineage: Eukaryota; Fungi; Ascomycota; Eurotiomycetes; Chaetothyriales; Cyphellophoraceae. The coding region runs from base 1 to 831 and encodes 276 amino acids. The transcript has 4 exons.